Molecule: messenger RNA, 3367 nt
Organism: Anopheles funestus (African malaria mosquito)
Lineage: Eukaryota; Metazoa; Arthropoda; Insecta; Diptera; Culicidae
Gene: scaf6
Product: calcium homeostasis endoplasmic reticulum protein
Exons: 10
Coding region: 169-3225 (1018 amino acids)
Biological process (GO): intracellular calcium ion homeostasis; RNA processing
Cellular component (GO): perinuclear region of cytoplasm
Molecular function (GO): RNA binding
Source: RefSeq, a predicted model, not a curated record
CGUCUUUUUUCACAAAAUCGGCAAAAAUAGCAAAUUUUCCUGUUUAGAAGUUGAGAAUUUUAGUUAGCAGUGUUAAAAAGUGACCGCUACUAAUGCCGGUCGCUUGAUACAUUAGAUAAGUUUUAGUUUUUUCUUUUAUUAUUGUUUUCCACUCGUUUCUGUUGGACGAUGGAAAUAUCAGCUCCAUCACCACCAAAUGAUAUCGAAUUACGGAACAUUAUCGACAAACUAGCCGAUUUCGUCGCUCGCAAUGGACCAGAGUUCGAAUCGAUGACCAAAUCUAAACAGAGAGGCAACCCAAAGUUUGCGUUCCUGUACGGCGGCGAGUACUACAAUUACUAUCAGUACAAAGUGAUUACGAAGCAAGCAAUGAUGAAGCAGCAGCAACAGCAACCACCACAAAACAUGUCUUUGCCUCCGUUAAUGGGACAGCACGGUAUUCCUCCGUUACUGGCGGGUUUUGCACAGCAACCGCCACCACAAGCACAACUAUCCGGUGUCGCUAUGCAGCACCAGCAACAACUCCAUCAUCAACAACAGUCGCAAGCGCAAUUAACUUCCCAACUGGUACCCUCAUCGAAUCCGAACGGAAACGGUUCCACCAACACAAUGCCCCAAAUAUGGUCCAAUCCUCCCCCGGUCAAUGCCGGACCACCUAACACAACGGUACAGAUGGUGCCCAACAAUAUAAAUAGUCAGCUGACGGCACAACUGGAAGCACUUACCAAACAGCAGCACGCUUUAACCGAACAAAUACGCCAAUCGGAAAUGAAUCUCACGGCUCAACAUGGGGUUCUUCUUCAACAGCAGCAAGUGCAGAUAGACGAAGCUCUGAUUCGGGCCCAGGAGGAAAUGCUUAUCAGUCAGUCGAAGGAAUACAAUAUUCCACUGCACGAGUUCGACAGCAAGCUGCAACCAAUAAUCGAUUCCUGCACGAAAGACAGUAUAUCCAAUGGAAAAGGCUGGAUUUUACAGCAUUGUACCGAUUCGGGAAAAUGUCAAAUUAUUUCGCAGUAUCUUUUGAGAAAGGCGUUAAUAGCUGGAGUUUUAUUUACGCAAAAAUUGCACCUGAUAUAUUUAGUAAAUGAUGUUAUACAUCAUUGUAACAAAUCUUGCAGCAUCCGGAAAAACGCCGACGAGCUGAAAAAAUGUCUGGAAAGCGCGGUAAUUCCAAUGUUCUGCAAUGCUCAGAUUACCGCCAACGAUGAACAAAGGGUGAAACUUACCAAACUCCUCUCGCUGUGGGAAUCAAAGGGGAACUUUUUCGAUGCCUGCGUCAUAUCGAAGCUUAAAUCUCCACCUUCGUCGCUGCAGGAGUACCAGACCAGUCUGUUGACACAGCAUGCCAAUGUCGUCGCAGCGAUUACUCAAGCCACUAAAACUACGUUUGAAAAUUACCAACAACAGCAUCAAGCAUUUGUGCAGCAUGCCACGCAACAAUUGACCAUGUUGGAAAAACAAAAACAGCAACACCUUGAACAGCACGCUCGUAAAACAGGUGCCCACGGUGCUCUGGCCGGUGGGCCUCCCCCACUGCUACCGGAACUGAUGGCGGCCGUUGUCGGAGCGAACAGUGGCACAGUGAAUGGUGGUGCAGUUGGUGGUCUCGUUGGUCCAACGCUACCUUCCGUUGGACCACCUGGACAACCACAGCCACCACCCUCGCAAGCUAGUGAUCGUGGAGGACCUCCACCAGGCGGUAAUGGUGGCGGACAAAUUCCCUCGCUGCUCGAUCAAAACAUAAAUUUCGGGCUACUUUCGGCCGCAUUGCAGAAAUUGAAAAAUAUUCAAGACAGCGGCCCUCCUGGGCCUGGUGUCGGAGCAGGGAAUGCGAAUAAUAUAGCCCCACCGCCACCGCCUGGUCGUGACGGGGAUAAUAGUGGGGAUUACACCCAACCACCGCCCAACUUUCCUAUUCCGGAUCUUUCGCGACCUCCCCCAAAUUUCCAGUACGGAGCAGCAAACCUUCCACCACCUGGUGAUGGUAUGAAUAGUAACAAUAAUAGUGGAAUGCCUCCGGAUCAUAGGCACCCUCAGCAUCAUCCCGAUAAUCGAUCGAAUGACGAGCGCGAUGAUAGACAAUUAGCAGCGCCUGGAGGAAUGAUGUUGGACGAUCGUGAUCGGGAAGAACUAGAUCAGGAUCCACCGGAUCACCAAGAAGAUCACGAACAGCAGCAACAAGAAGAAACGGAAGAGGUCGCUCCCCCGACUCCUGUGAAGAUUCCUUACUUUGAGCUACCGGCUGGUUUGAUGGUGCCAUUAAUCCGGCUAGAAGAUUACAGUUAUCAUCCGCUAGAUUCAGACGAAAUUCGCCUGCCUCCACCAACGCCAACCAACGAUCGUUUGGUGAGUGCUGUUGAAGCAUUCUACGCUCCUCCAAGCCACGAACGUCCGCGAGAUGGCGAGGGCUGGGAAAAGUUGGCCCUGUAUGAGUAUUUCAAGGUGAAAAACGCUUCGCGCAAGCAGAAGGAGGAUGAAAUCGAACGAGGUCUGCGUGACCGAUCACGAUCACCUUCGCCGAUCAAUCCAGAAUUGCUAAAGGCAACCAAAAAGCAGAAAAAGCGCACAUAUCGUUCGAAAAGUCGCUCCCGCUCCCGGUCGCAAUCUCCAGCCGACAAUGGUGCAUUGCACGGGGUGCAGCAACAGUCGCUGCAUGGUCCGGGUCGCAAUAAUCAACGGCAUCACCGAAAUCAUAGAUCGCGGAGUAGAUCUCGUUCCAGGUCACGUUCACGGUCGCCUUCUAGACGGUCUCCUUCGUCAGGUCCCCCAUUACCAGUGUCAUCCGGUGCUCGACCGAGCCGUAGUCGAUCGCCUGCUCGUCGAGGCGGUGGUGGUGGUAUUGAGCGAGAUCACCGAGAUCAGCGAGGGGGUGGUGGGCGUGAUGUUAGGCGAUCACCAACUCCGCCCAGCUUUGGUAGUGGUGGGUACAUGAAGGUGGCUAACAGUUUUCUCGAAGAAGGCAGCAAAGCGGGUGGUAGUGGAAUCGGUACGGGAGGAAACCAUCAGUUUCACAAUCCGAUGAAGGGAGUAGGUGGGGGUGGCGGCAGCGGUGGAAUGGGCGGUUCGAGCGGCGCCAUGGGAGGAGAUCGUAUUGGAUUGGGGGCCACGAUAGAACCGAUACGACAGGAACCAUACAAUCCGGCAGAUCCUUACGAAAGUUUUCGUAAAAAUAAAGGUGCAGCUUUCAUCACGCGUAUGAAAGCAAGGGCCGAUGAGCGGAACUAGCGGAAUGGCUAGGAAACGGAAAAAGAAGUCACCAACAACCACCAGUCAAGUCAUGACUUCUUCAGUCUGUGUAAUAUUAAUAUUAUAAAUGUAAGAACAACUAGAGAUUGCAAAUAAAUGUAGACUAACAUUCUGUCCAGAA